AAAUUCCUCAGGACACGCGAUACAGGGGAGAGAGAGAGCUCUCUAUAGUCUCCAAACCCUAGAUUUCAAGAUCGAUCCACCUGCUUCUCUUCAGGACACCACCGCACAGCUCUAUCUCCACGACGAUUCUCUAGAUCGUCUUCAAUCACCCCCAGAUUCAAUCGAGUAGCUCUAGAUUCAAUCAAGGGGUCUCUCGAAUUCGGAUCUCAUGGACUGAAGCAACGGUUCUCGUUUUCGGCUUUGAAGAUCCUCCGAGGAGGUUUGUAGGUAUCCACGGCGCAAUCACAGCUCUUCCCCCCUGCGAUCUACUCCUAGAUUUGUAGAUUUGGGCGUGCUAGCGAGGAGGGUUUCGUCUCAGAAGUCGAAUCAUCGAAAUAAAAAAAAAAUUCAAUGGCAAUUUAUUACAAGUUUAAGAGUGCAAGGGAUUAUGAUACCAUCGCCAUGGAUGGUCCUUUUAUAUCAGUUGGUAUUCUCAAAGACAAAAUUUUCGAAACUAAGCAUUUGGGUAGUGGUAAAGACCUUGAUAUUGUCCUCUCCAAUGCCCAAACUAACGAAGAGUAUUUGGAUGAAGCGAUGUUAAUACCUAAGAAUACAUCUGUCUUAAUUCGUCGUGUCCCAGGACGCCCUCGCAUCACAGUUAUUGCUACACAAGAGCCUAGAAUGGAGAAUAAAGUGGAACAUGUUCAGGCUGAAACCAGCAAUUCUCAUGUUGCUGAACCGUCUGCAUCGAAAUAUCCUGAAGAUGAGUUCGACGAGUUCGGGAAUGAUUUUUACUCCAUUCCAGCUGUUCAAAGUGCUCAACAUAAUAAUCCAUGUCCUGUUCUUGCACCAACAGAAGAGAAAGUAGAUGAAGAAAGCAAACUUCAGGCGUUGAUUGAUACCCCAGCACUUGACUGGCAGAGACAAGGUCAAGAUAAUUUUGGAGCCGGGAGAGGUUACGGAAGGGGUAUGAAUGGAAGGAUGGGUGCACGUGGUUUUGGAAUGGAAAGGAAAACACCACCUCCGGGAUAUAUUUGUCAUCGUUGCAAUGUCCCUGGACAUUUAAUUCAGCAUUGCCCCACAAAUGGUGACCCUACCUACGAUGUUAAGAGAGUUAAACCACCUACUGGUAUCCCCAAGUCCAUGUUGGUGGCAACCCCAGAUGGUUCUUAUUCGUUGCCAAGUGGCGCAGUUGCAGUUCUUAAACCAAAUGAGGAUGCUUUUGAGAAAGAAAUGGAGGGAUUGCCAUCAACAACACGCACUGUAGGAGAACUUCCGCCUGAGCUAAAAUGUCCACUAUGCAAAGAAGUAAUGAAAGAUGCUGCGCUUACAAGCAAAUGUUGUUUCCAGAGCUUCUGUGACAAGUGUAUUAGAGAUCACAUUAUUGCAAAGUCGAAGUGUGUCUGUGGAGAAACUGAUGUACUUGCUGACGAUCUUCUACCAAACAAGACGCUCAGGGAUACCAUAAACCGUAUUUUGGAAGCCGGAAACGAUAGCGUUGAGAAUGCUGGCAGCGUGGGCCAUAUCACAGAUUUGGAGUCUGCACGCUGUCCUCCUCCCAAGGGUCGAUCUCCUGCUACAUCUGCUGCAUCUAAAGGCGAGAAUAAACAAGCUCAUAGUAACAACAACGAUGCUCCAACAGUGAAACUGCCAACGGAAACUGCAGAUAUCACAAGUGCCCCUCGGGCAUCUGCCGAAGAUAAAGUGGAAAAGCCGGUGGAUGCGUGUGAAAGCACUCAAGGGUCCGUUGCUGUGAAAGAAGCAACGGUCUCAAAGAUGAAUACGCAAGCUCCCAAGGAAGAAGUGCAGCAGCAGGUUGCUGCUACUGGAGAGCCAGUUAAAAAGAAGAAAAAGAAACUCAGAGUGCCUGGAACUGAUAUGCAAUGGAAUCAUGUACCUGAUCUACCAGGCCCUGACUAUAUGAUGCAAAUGGGUCAAGGUCCAGGUCCCCAAUUCUUCAACGGCAUGCAACCCGGCUUCAACGGCUUUCAUCCCGGCUUCAAUGGGUUUCCAGGCCCUUUUCCGGGGCAGAUGCCUCCAUUUAUGGGGUACGGAAUAAACCCGAUGGACAUGGCUUUUGGUAGGGGUAUGAAUAUGAUGCAUCCGGAUCCAUUUGCUGCACAGGGAUUUGGAUUCCCUAAUAUACCACCACCUCACAGGGACUUGGCGGAGUUGGGAAACCGUAUGAAUAUCCAACGUGUCAUGAUGGGCAGAGACGAAGUCGAAGCUCGGAAAGCUGAGAUGUUAAGAAAACGGGAGAACGAGAGACGAACCGAAGGUGGAAAGAUGUUUAGAGAUGGAGAGAAUAGCAGAAUGAUGAUGAACAAUGGGACUUCAGCCUCUGCAUCAUCCAUCAACCCUAAUAAAUCUCGACAAGCACCUCCACCACCGAAUCACGAGUACGACCGCCGCAGACGACCGGAAAGAUCAUCUCCCGAGCAUCAUCAUCCGCCUCCACGUAAGUCCAAAUCUCCAUCUCGAGAUUCCAAGAGAAAACACGAACGCUAUCCCGAGGAACGUGAUCGUCAAAGAUCCUCCCGUCACCAAGACCUAGACCGCGACCGCACUCGCAACCAUCGCGAUGAAGACAGAAACCGAGACAACCGCCACAGCCACCGCGACUCCGAACGUAACCAACACCACCACCACCGUAAACGUUCGGAACCUCCACCGUCGGAGCAACCAGCCGCAACCAAAUCAGAGAUGGAUAAUAAGUCGAGCGUAUUCGCUCGGAUAAGCUUCCCGGAGGAAGAAACUUCCAGCAAAAGGCGAAAAGUGUCUUCGUCUUCUUCCGCUUCCGUGACGGAGCAGCCGCCUGUGGCAGUCGCGACAUCGGUGCACCGUCACAGUCGUAAGGAGGUGGAGGUGGAGGUGGCGGAUUAUGAUCAGUCUAGCGACGAAGAUAGGCAUUUCAAGAGGAAGCCGUCGAGGUACGAGAGGUCUCCACCGGUGGUGGUUAGUGAUGUGAGUGAUGAUAAGCAUCGGUACUCGAAGCGCGGCAAGGGAGAGAGAUCUCGAGCUUAAGCUUUUUUUUUUUUGUUUUUCUUUUUCUUUUUGUAUGAUUGCUUUAAGGCGGGAAAAAUAAGAAUAUUCUUAUUUUCUUGUAACGAACAAAUAAACGAGCUCUUUUGUUAUCGAAUGCUUUCCUCUUUUUUGUAAUGGAAAUUGAUUUGGUAUUUUCUUUUUUUUUUUUCUAGUC
Molecule: messenger RNA, 3178 nt
Organism: Eruca vesicaria subsp. sativa (arugula)
Lineage: Eukaryota; Viridiplantae; Streptophyta; Magnoliopsida; Brassicales; Brassicaceae
Source: the annotation of a GenBank genome assembly